AUGGGUGAGAACGUUCAUCCGGCAGAGACAAUCAAUAGCAGUAGUGGUAAACGAUGCAAAUUGGUACCGCUGAGUGGAUUGAGGGUAUUCGAAUUAAAGGAGGAAUUGGGUAAACGAGGACUGGAUAGGACGGGUAUCAAGGUGGCGUUGAUCGAACGUCUUCUUAUGGCAAUACGUAAUGAAGGGCACAAUCCAGAAACGUAUCAAUUUUCUGUGGUUGAAUAUUCGAAAGAUUCGUCUUCCCCACCGCUGUCUUCAGAUGAGCAAGCCGAGAACAGCGCUGAAGCAAAAGACUCGAAUGUGUUAGACUCGUCGUCGGAAACUGCCACAUCUCAUCCGGAAAGUCUGCGCACGAUGAGUGAUGAAAAAGAGUCGGACGCUAAAGAAAUUGAGGAUGCGAACGCGUUGAAUGAAGAACGAAAAGAGCAUGCAGAUAAAAUUGACGAAGAAGACGUCAAAAUUAGUCGAGUACAAGAUGAUACGACUGGCAAAAACAACAGAUCUGAUGAAGAGAGGUCAGUGAAUAUGGCCGGUGGUCAAGGUGAAGCUCAAGUCGAGCAGGGAACAACGAUGAGAAGUAGUGCACAGUCUUCUUCUUCAUCUCCGCAAAAUCAUCAUUCACUGUGGGUGAGAGGAAUUGGUGCAAAUACAAAGGCUUCCGAUCUGAAGAAUCUAUUCUCACGAUGUGGUCAUGUGAUCAGUGCAAAAAUCUUUAUACGUCGUCAACAACCCAAAAAUCUUUAUAUUGGUUUCGUAACAAUGAUCGAUUUGGAAAGUGCAAAACGAUCGAUAAAAACGUUCAAUAAAACUAUUUUCAACGAUCACCCACUCAAUGUUCAGUUGGUUGAUAAAUCGAAAGCGUUCUCAAUAAAAGCAAAAAACGCUGCAAAAACGCAGCUCGAUGUCAAGCAAUCGAGCGAUGCUACACUCGAUCAAUCGUCACCUGUCGAAAAGAACGUCGCUCCACAAAGUGACACUCAACCGAAUCAAAACGUUUCUGAGCAAAUCAAUACCUCUUCAUCAGAUAACGAACUUCACAUAGACGAAAGGGAAGAAUCGCCUGAGAAAGAGAAUAGUGAAGUGAAUGUAAGAGCAGUUGAAGAGGAUACAAUGAAAAAAGAUCAACUCGAAGAAACGACCAAAGAAAUGGUAAUGAACGAUUUCGAAGCAGAUCAACACGACCACCAGAGGAGGAGUGCUGAAGAUGUUCGGGAGAACGAAGUGAAAGCAGACGAAUGUGUGCACGCUGAGGAUCGAUGCAGUGAUAAGGCAACACCAGAGAAAAUCGUUGAGAAAGAGAGCGGCUCAACGUCAAAUGUCAACACCCCGAAUGAAAUUCUGAAACAAACUCAGCCAAAACUAACAAACGAGCUUCUGAAGUCAAAUAAUUCACUGUGGAUUCAAGGCAUCAGUUCGGAUACGAAAGCAGCACAUCUCAAGACGAUGUUCUCGAAGUGCGGUCGUGUGCUGACAUCGAAAAUAUUCGUGAAACGUCAACAAAUGUCGAAUUCAUAUUUCGGUUUUGUGGCCAUGAUCAACAGUCAAUGUGCUGACGAAUGUGUGAAGCAGUUUCAUAAUGCCGUUCUUAACGGACAGCAAAUCAGUGUUGAAAGGGUUCGUUCACUUCAUCUUUCGCUGUCAUAUUAUGGUAUGUUUAAGGCUGAUUGUGUGGAUAUGGCCGUGCGCAUUCCGGAGAUGAAAAAGAAGAGCGAAAGUGAUGCUGAACAACGGACAAGCAGUUCGGAAAAAGACUCGAAGAAUUCAAUGAAAGGAACUAAAAAGCAUUCAAUUGAGAGUAAGAAAGAUGAAAAAAAUUCGGCAUUCAAGAAGCCGAGUUCACCAUCUGAUAAGGAGACUAAAUUGGGCAAACGAUCCAGCAGCCGUCAUCACCGUACAUCUCAAAGUUCAGAGUACGAAGUUGCAGACAUAAAUUUGAGAUUGUUAAUAUCGUUUUACGGUGAUAAAAUUCGUUUACCGACAAGUACAACUAUCAAGUGGUUUAGUGGUAACAAUCGGAAUGCCGAUGCUCCGGCGAGUGGAUUCAAAUUCAAGUUGAGAUUAAACGAAGCAGUGGCUAAGGUUCUAGAAGCGCAUGUGGUUGAUAUCAUUUUUGUUCACGAAAGUAGCGGCUCGAGUAAGCAAGCUAUUCUCAUCUCAUCGAGAGCUCUCGAUGAAUAUAAAUGGAAACGACGAAAGGUGUUGCAAAUGCGUCAGGCGGCUCGAAGAUAUCGCCCGUCAAUACGGCCACCAACUGUUUCCGAUGACUUGUUGGCACGAGCGCAUAAACGUGAUAUACGAAGCAAUCGUUCGUCAGCAUUUCCGAAACCAAAAAGUGCACCCCUGCCGCUGUCUGCAAUAUCACUAGUCACUGCAGCCAAGACGUCACGCACUCGGCGCCGUUCACCCCCUCCAGGACCAUCGAAUAUGAUGCGUCCAAUUUCAAGACGAGAACGGUUAUUCCCACCUCGUCGUCCAUCACCUCCAUAUCGUCGCUCACUGCUCACAUCAAAUCCGCCGAAUGUGUUUGAGGAUCAGAAGCGUUCCCCACCUCAUCUUCUACCGAUCGAAGAUGAUCGUCCAGUUCGUCAUCGUCUCUCACCUCGCGCUAUUUCACCGUCGAUGUUCGUUGAUGAACGCGGGAUUGGUCGUGAUGUUGUUCCACCGCCAUCACACUAUCGUCGUCGAUUAUCUUCACACUCACGUUCAAGAUCGCGUGAAUCUCGACCUCGUUUCGAGCAUUCGUCACCACCACUACCACCACCAGCACAUACUCUUCCGUGGAGCCAUGAUAUGUGUGCAGCCAGAAAAGAAGAGGAAGAGCAAAUGCGUAUUCGUGAAGAGGAACGUGCGUUGCACGAAGAACGAAGUCGGCUGAAACGCGAACGUAAUCGCAUCGAACGUGAACGGAAGAUGAUCGAAAAAGAGCAGUUGAAGAGACAGUUGCGUUUGAAGGUUGAUAUGGAACGUGCAGCAAAACGUGAACAAGAGAUCGAUUUGCAGCGAGCACAUGAUCUGGAAAGGAAACGUGCCGAGGAUAGCGAUCGUGCUGCCGAAAAGGGUCUCCUCAACGCAGAAGUGGAGUUAGCGCAACGUGAACGACUCGCUGUUGAACAGAAACGCUUGGAAGCUGAACGUGAACGUGAACGUGCGGAACGUGAACGCAUCAUGGCAGAGCGUAUCGCAGUUGAACGUGAUCAUGCGGCGGAACGUGAACAAAGACGAAUGCGUAAAGAACGAUUCGCUGAAGAGAAACUGAGAAGAGAAAAUGAACGCAUGGAUCAUAUUCGAGUCGAAGAAGAGCAUAAGAGAGAGGAACGGCUCAGACUGGAACGAGAACGUGUGCAUGCUGCAGGAGAGAGAGUUGAUCGUGCGGAACGAUUCAAACUAGAGCAUCACCGGAUUGCGGAACAGCAACGAAUGCACAAGCAACAUGAGCGUGAACGAAUCACAGGGGCAGAACGUGAUUCGCUUCGUUCUAAACGAGGGAUCCGGGACAGGACUAGUUUACAUGUAGAACAGCAACAGAGUUUGGCAAUGGAACGUGAAUUACUGGAAAAAGAGCGGGUGGAACGUGUGGGUUUGAGGCCGAAGAGACCAAGGAGAGAUUCGUCAAACGCAGAAAAGCGUAGAAGAGAAAGUCUAACUAAUGAUGAUGGAUUGCGGAAUGCGGAGCCAUCGAGACAUAAACAAGACUUGUCAUCAUCAUCAUCAUCCUACAAAGGAUAUAGCACAUAUGAUGAAGACAGUCAAAUCAAGAAGCAAUUAAGUUAUAUAGAACGUGAAAAGAUGGAAUUGGAGCAGUUGAGAAAGUUAACGGAGAUAACGACGUCAAGUAUGUUAUCGACAAAUUUUGGUUCAUCAUCAAAUUGCAUUGCAGAUAAUAAUUUCAUUAAGAGUGACCACAGCAUUGAUCAUUACAGGUACUACGAUGAACGAAAUAUGCGAGUCACUGAGCAUUAUCCCGAUUAUCGUCAAGAUGAUCGGGUGCCCAAUUAUACGGGUUUAUCAAGCACGAUUGUAUCCGGGAAUGCACCAUCACCAUCCCGUUACGACAGCCAACGUCAAUACCAGAAUUUGAGACACGAUAUGUCAAGUAUUUAUCCAUACGAUAGUAAUCCGUCGGAUCAGCAAAAUGCGGCAUACGACUAUCGUUCUAAUCUGAAUUUACAGCCAUACACGCACCAAGAGUCAGGAUACAGACCGAGCGAACGAGACGUGAAUGAAUAUAAUCGUUACACGACCAUUGAUUCUGGACAUCAGCGAGGAGAUAGCUGCAAAGAUGUGCCGUUGAAUGCCACUUCUGCAUCACGCUAUACGUCGUCUCUGUCGUCAUCAGUAGCAUCGCGUGGCCCUUGGACAGCUCACAUUAAUCCGAUUGCUAGUAAUAGCGGUAGUAAUAAUAAUGCAAAUCAAGCAGAAGGUGGUUUGAAACCAUAUACGGGCUACAAUAUGAAUGCAGCAGUUGAUAGCAAUAAAUGGCAAUGGCCGUCAUCAUCACAAAGUAUGAUGCAACAACGAUAUAUAGGCACCAGUGAUAAUGUCAGCAGCAAAUGGCCAAUUUCACAGCAAGGAAUGUGGCGAAAUGACGACAAGAAUGUUGAUCGGAAUGAAGCAACGAAUACGUCGGCAUCGUUUAUGAACGACUAUGAAUCGAGCUAUCAGAAUCAAGGAGCGAUGUCGAAGAGAGCGAUUGAAUUGCGAGAUGUCCUUCGUAAGUCGUACGUAGCUGAGUCGAAUCCGAUCAGUGCCUAUGAUUUGAACACAUCGAAGAAUAUUCCGUCAUCAGUCACUUCCAGUCGAUAUCGUGCAGGUGUUCGACUUGCUUAUUGA
Messenger RNA from Anisakis simplex (herring worm), 4830 nucleotides. Lineage: Eukaryota; Metazoa; Nematoda; Chromadorea; Rhabditida; Anisakidae. The record is from the annotation of a GenBank genome assembly.